Messenger RNA from Didymodactylos carnosus, 537 nucleotides. The record is from the annotation of a GenBank genome assembly. Lineage: Eukaryota; Metazoa; Rotifera; Eurotatoria; Philodinida; Philodinidae.
AUGAUGCUAAUGAAUGGAAUACAUCGAACUAUUUAUCCAAAUAUAUUUAAAACAAUAAGAAAUUUCUUCUUUCGAGUACUAAUUAGUGGCUAUUUUGAUUCGACAUUUGAAUUGAAAACAUUUACAGAGGGAGCAAAACAAGCUGUAACCGUUGUUUCACACUACAUUAGUCAAGGUCGAUUUGAUGAUUUAAAUGGACUUGUAGUUAAGGAUGCAAUUAAUGAAAUUCGUCAAAAUUUUCAGUCUUUACCAGCAGCUCACAAACAAAAAAUUCCAGUUCUAUUCGAUGAAAUUAUUUUCUCAUUUCCCUAUGAGAUUGGAAUAAUUAUAGAAGAUAAAUCAGGUAAAGAAAAACAUGUUGAACAACACAUGAACAUGGACUUGAGCACUCUAUUGAAUUUUUCAAAAACAUCGCAUAGUAUUCGUGAUAGUAUUGUUAUUUGUAAUUAUCGAUUUGUGAGAGAAAUGACCAAAGGUGUCUCGGAUGGAUGGACAAUAAAUGCUCUUAAUCAUUGGCUCCCGAAUGAAUAUCUUUAA